AGACGGAGUCGGAGGAGUCAAGGAGUCGGAGGAGGUGAAGGAGUCUAGGCAGGAGGAGUCGAGGCGGAGUCGGCGAGUCGGUGGAGUCGGGCGAGGUGGAGGAGGUGGGGCUAGAGGAGGAGGAGGAGGGCGGAUGGGCCGGCGCGCGCGUAAGCUAGGCAGAGGGGCGACGCGGUCGGCGCGGCCGGGGGAGGGGAGAAGGGCGGAUGGGCCGAGCGACGCGGGCGCGCACGUACGCUCAGCACAGACGCGUACGCCCUCGCGGUCGGCACAGACGCGUCCUCGUGCUCACCGUCGGCAGCGGCUCGUCAUCGUGCCCUCGCGGUCAGCACAAACGCGUGCUCGCCCUCGCGGUCGGCAUAAACGCGUACGCGCCCUCGCGGUCGGUCAGGACGUGUGCGCGCCCUCACACUCAGCAUAAACGCGUACGCCCUCGCGGUCAGGACGCGACGCGCGUUCACUGCCCUUUCUCCCCUCCCACACCCCUCCCUCUCCCCUUUCCCACCUCCCACACCUCCCCACACUCCCCACACCCUCUCCCCACACCCUCCCCCUAAUCCCCCACACCACACCCCACCUGACCUCCACUCCACCCCACCCACCUGCCCAUUCCCCCUCACGGCGGUCGGCAAAGGCGCGCGCCCUCACGGUAA
Messenger RNA from Schizophyllum commune H4-8, 653 nucleotides. RefSeq lists its product as uncharacterized. NCBI's taxonomy places the organism in Eukaryota, Fungi, Basidiomycota, Agaricomycetes, Agaricales, Schizophyllaceae. Bases 207 to 557 code for a protein of 116 amino acids. The transcript has a single exon. The record is from RefSeq and is a predicted model, not a curated record.